UCCGCGGGCGGGGGAAGCGGUGGAGGGAGGAGGAGCCAGACCGUAGCCUGCCGGAUACACCGACACCCGGAGGCCUCCCGGGAGCCGCCUCAGCCGCCGCCUCCGCCGCCUGCUCCAGCUCGAGAGACGCGAGCGGGCGGCGGGGCGGGCCGUGAGAGAGACACGAGAGGGAGGGCGGGGGCGGAGUCGCCUGCCUUCGCCUCCGCCCCCGGCCGCCGUCCCGGGCCCUGCCCCGCGCGGCCCGCCCAGCCCCGGUGUGGCAGCGGCUCAUGGCGGCGGUGGGGCCCCCGCAGCAGCAGGUGCGGAUGGCCCAUCAGCAGGUCUGGGCGGCGCUCGAAGUGGCGCUCCGGGUGCCCUGCCUCUACAUCAUCGACGCCAUUUUCAACUCCUACUACGAUUCCAGCCAAAGCCGGUUCUGCAUCGGACUCCAGAUCUUCCUCCGGCUCCUUGGUGAGGGGAACGGGGUAGGAUGCGUCCGGGGACGGCUCAGCAGGCCGAGAGGUAUGUUUGUAUCCAGUAUUGUUCUGAUCUUGUCACAGCGAUCACUUUUCAAGUUUUACAUGUACAGUUCAGCCUUUUUAUUAGCUGCGACUUCAGUGUUGGUAAAUUAUUAUGCUGCUUUGCACAUUGACUUCUAUGGUGCCUACAACACAUCAGCUUUUGGAAUUGAGCUGCUUCCUCGAAAAGGGCCCUCGCUGUGGAUGGCACUCAUUGUUCUACAGCUAACGUUUGGAAUUGGCUACAUCACACUACUCCAAAUUCAUUCCAUCUAUUCACAGUUAAUUAUUUUGGAUCUCUUGGUUCCUGUAAUAGGCUUAAUCACAGAACUACCGUUACACAUCCGAGAGACUUUAGUUUUUACUUCUUCCUUAAUUCUCACAUUAAAUACAGUGCUUGUCUUGGCAGUGAAACUUAAGUGGUUUUAUUAUUCCACCAGAUAUGUUUAUCUUUUAGUGAGGCACAUGUAUCGAAUUUAUGGAUUACAGUUAUUAAUGGAGGACACAUGGAAGAGGAUUCGUUUCCCAGACGUCCUGCGAGUCUUCUGGCUAACAAGAAUUACAGCUCAGGCUACAGUAUUAAUAUACAUUUUAAGAAUGGCCAAUGAAACUGAUUCCUUCUUUCUCUCUUGGGAUGAUUUUUGGGACCUCAUUUGCAAUCUUAUAAUUAGUGGAUGUGACUCUACACUCACUGUACUGGGCAUGAGUGCUGUAAUUUCCUCAAUAGCCCAUUAUUUGGGUCUUGGAAUAUUGGCCUUCAUUGGGUCAACUGAAGAAGACGAUAGGCGACUUGGCUUUGUAGCACCUGUUUUAUUUUUCAUUUUGGCUCUUCAGACUGGUUUAAGUGGGCUAAGACCAGAAGAGAGACUUAUCCGCUUAAGCAGAAACAUGUGCCUUUUAUUAACAGCAGUCCUGCAUUUCAUCCAUGGAAUGACAGACCCUGUAUUAAUGUCGCUCAGUGCCUCUCAUGUGUCAUCUCUUCGUAGACAUUUUCCUGUGCUCUUUGUUUCUGCUUGCCUGUUUAUUCUUCCUGUUAUACUCAGUUAUGUUCUUUGGCAUCACUAUGCACUAAAUACAUGGUUAUUUGCAGUUACAGCCUUUUGUGUGGAACUCUGCUUAAAAGUAAUAGUUUCUCUCACUGUGUAUACGUUAUUCAUGAUUGAUGGCUACUAUAAUGUCCUCUGGGAAAAGCUUGAUGAUUAUGUCUACUAUGUUCGUUCAACAGGCAAUAUUAUUGAAUUUAUAUUUGGAGUAGUAAUGUUUGGAAAUGGGGCUUAUACUAUGAUGUUUGAGUCAGGAAGUAAAAUCCGGGCUUGUAUGAUGUGCUUACAUGCCUAUUUUAACAUCUACUUACAAGCAAAAAAUGGCUGGAAGACAUUCAUGAAUCGUAGAACUGCUGUAAAAAAAAUUAAUUCACUUCCUGAAAUAAAGGGGAGCCGCCUACAAGAAAUAGAUGACGUAUGUGCAAUCUGCUACCAUGAGUUUACAACAUCUGCUCGUAUCACACCGUGUAAUCAUUAUUUCCAUGCACUUUGCCUUCGGAAGUGGCUGUACAUUCAAGAUACUUGUCCAAUGUGCCAUCAAAAAGUGUACAUUGAAGAUGAUAUCAAGGAUAACACAAAUACAUCUAACAAUAAUGGAUUUAUUGCACCCAAUGAAAAUCCAGAGGAAGCUGUAAGAGAAGCUGCUGCCGAAUCUGACAGGGAAUUGAAUGAAGAUGACAGUACAGAUUGUGAUGACGACGCUCAGAGAGAAAGAAAUGGAGUGAUUCAGCACACGGGCACAGCAGCUGAAGAACUGAUUAAUGACGAUACUGAUUAAAAUAGCAUUUCCUGAUCAUUGAGGUAUUUGUUUAAAAUUAAGUUCAUCCAAAAUGGAGUAAUCUGCUUCACUUCGUGUGUAACCAAGCACAAAAACAGUAUCAAUGUUGAAUCUGUGAAUGGUUUUCCGUUUACUGUGAUGUGCUACUGUAAAUAUACCUCUUUAAUUACUUCUGGUCUCUUUGGUGACCUAUUUAAAUUUGUGUACAUUAUUGUACAUAGAAUAAAAUGUUUUCACAUUUUUAUGACAAAUUUGAACAAAUAACUUUUUAAUAGAUGUAAUAAUAUGGUGCGUCAACUGUGCCAAAGAUUCCUCAAUGAAAGUCUGUGAUGUAUCCAA
Molecule: messenger RNA, 2657 nt
Organism: Bubalus bubalis (water buffalo)
Lineage: Eukaryota; Metazoa; Chordata; Mammalia; Artiodactyla; Bovidae
Gene: RNF139
Product: ring finger protein 139
Exons: 2
Coding region: 270-2318 (682 amino acids)
Biological process (GO): ERAD pathway
Cellular component (GO): endoplasmic reticulum; endomembrane system
Molecular function (GO): zinc ion binding; ubiquitin protein ligase activity
Source: RefSeq, a predicted model, not a curated record